AUGGCCGCACUGGUCCAAACGAUUCCACAGCAAGCCAGCACUAUCACCUUGCUGCAAUCCCGUCCUGCAUCUUCCUCCUCCUUCUCUACCUCCAUACAGCACCAGUCGCAACUUCACAGCCAGGCACAAAUGGCCCGGAAUCAGAAUCACGCCCGCCCUUCUUACAAUGGCGGAAAUGGAACCUCUGCCCCGACCGGCUAUCGACUGACCCAACCAGUCGCCCCGUACGCCUUCACGAGCACUCCCGGCCUGCCCGCCCCUCAGACUGCAAACGCCCAACGACAGACCCAAAACCAGAACCAGAAUCAGAACCAGAACCAGAACCAGAACCAGAAUCAGACCGUGAACGUGAACGUGAAUCAGAACGCUCUCUACCCCGGAACCAUCCCCCCGCGCACUCACUUCUCUACUGCUGGCUCGGUAUCCAAUUCUUCUUCCUCUAAUUCAUCUUUUCAUUCACAUCUUUCAAAGGACGACUCCUCGCUUCCCAGACGCCAAGGUCCGCCUGAACCGAGUCUACGCCCUUCAUCCGCCAUCGACCUCACCCUCCCUACAUCCUUACCUGCUGCUUCAACCCCGAACAAACCGUCUCCAGAUCGAUAUCGUCGUGGCCAGCGCCGAGGAGACCAGACUGCCUCCCCCACCACUGCCGAACCCAAUGCCUCCAACACCCUCGGCCCGCUCAACACGACCAUCGGUACGGCGACCGCCCAGACGGCCAAAUCUGUCACUCCGUCAAUGAUCGAUAUCCCGGCCAAACCACAUCCACCUACCGCACACCAUACCCGUGGAGCCAGCGCCGAUGCCGCCAUAACGGACAGUGCCAGCCAUUCCAGCGCCGAACUUGCAAAGAGAUACCGACGUAGGAGUCUUGGCAGCCUCGACACCGCUGGAUUUCUCUCGUUUUCUGAAUCGCACCCUUCCCCCCACGCCAACGAAAUGGCUCUCACUGAAUUCCCGCUGAAUGGACCGCCACAGCCUGUGAGCACCGUGCCAAAAGCUGCUGACACGGCUUCCAUCACUUCUUCCUCUGGCUCAGUCAAAUCCGACAAAGCUGCUGCGGAGGCCUCCACGACUCAACCUAACAAGAAAUCUUCUGCCUUGCUGGCUCGCCCUACCGAAACGCCAAACCGCUCGAGCACUCCAUCUCCUUUAUCUAAACCAGUUAAUCUUGACGCUGAUGAGACUGUAACGCCUGCGACGACCUCUAAAUCUAUCCCUGACACGAAAAACCAACCGCCAAAGCUCGCCAACGCCCCCAGCCCGGCUGCAAAACGCCUAAUAGAAAUAUCCAAAAAGGGCCAAGGAAAAGGAGCAAAGUCACGGCUACGGCGCGCUCUCUCAUUCAGCAGCGUCGCAGAGCUUCGUGGCAUAUCCAACCCCGAACCAGCCGUCAGCUCUCCACGCAAGCAACAGCUAGAUGAAGAACUCGGCCCCGAGCAGGCUGCCAUUGCAGCCAAACAGGAAGCUGGCGGCCUGGGCGAGAGUAUCUACUCUGGCCAGGGCAACAUCUUCACUGGCUCGACAGAUAACAUCUCCGUCUCCUCCACAGCCUCUUCCGCAUCCAUCAUGCUCCGCAAAAUGGGCAAUGGUGUCAAACGAUCGACUCGAUCACUUGUCGGCCUCUUCCGACCCAAGUCCGUCUAUAACGCACCCACAGACUCGUCCAGAAUUGCUGCACCUGUCCCCCAAGUUUCCAUGGUAACAGUGGAAGCACAGCGGGAUGCCGCCGGUACAGGACCACCCGUUCUUCCUGAAAUUGGCACGGCGAGGCAGGAGAUUGCGGCAGAGCGACCGUCUGUCGAGUCAGAUGCGAGCGGUAAUGUGGACCGGAGCGGGAGGAAGAGCAUCUUCGGCGGCGAUCAGGAGCGUGCCGAGGUGCUAGCUGCUGUUAGAAAGGGCAUUCUCAAAAAAUCAGGCACCAACUCCUCAAACUCAUCCCCUGUCAUCCGGCCCGUGACGGACCUAGCUCCAGUUCCGACCCUCCAGAGACCGGAAUCACAACGCUCCAGCAGUGCUCCCAGCAGCUCUGCCGGUGACCGUCCCCCACGCUCCGGCCAUAGACGAACCGACUCCGUCACCCUCGAAGGAGAAGACUAUUUCCUCCCUGCCGGCUGCUUUACCACCGCUGGCCAAAGCGCCCCUGGCACCCCACACUCUACCACUGGUAGAAACAUUUCAUUCAGUCCCCGAAUUCAGUUCCAUGACACCUGGCCAAGUGGCGAGUACGAUAGGCGUGGAGACGUAGCGACUUGUAACCGCCUCACCCCUCUCCUUGCACAGCAGAUUAAGGAAGAACUUAAUACUUUCAAAAUGGAGAUGGAAGUGCACGAGUCGUCCAAAGUCUACACACACUUCUUUUAA
Arthroderma uncinatum is the source of this 2364-nucleotide messenger RNA. RefSeq lists its product as uncharacterized. NCBI's taxonomy places the organism in Eukaryota, Fungi, Ascomycota, Eurotiomycetes, Onygenales, Arthrodermataceae. Gene Ontology annotation, biological process: actin cytoskeleton organization. The transcript has 4 exons. Gene Ontology annotation, molecular function: actin binding. The record is from RefSeq and is a predicted model, not a curated record. Bases 1 to 2364 code for a protein of 787 amino acids.